AGGGCGAGAGAGAGACGAAGGAGGACGAAGGAGAGAGGAAAGAAGACGAGAAGAGGAGGCCCGUUCGCGGUGGAGUCGCGACGUAUCGUUGCGCCGUAUCGAGGUUUAGAGGAGCGGUACACGUCGUCGCGUUAUCGGAAGCGAAAUAACGCGACGAGUCGUCCGGCUGGCGAGACGACUGAACACCGCCGACGCUCGUCCAGGGAAACAGAGAAAGAGGGUGGAGAGGAAGAGGGGGACAGAGGGAGUGAGAGAGAGAGAGAGAGAGAGAGAGGAGAGGGAGAUAGACGGAUAGAUAGACGGACAGAUAGAGAGAGAGAAGAAACGAGAGGGAGAGAGAGGGAGAGAAAUAGAAAGAGGUAGAGAGCUAGAGAGGGAGAGAGAGAGAGAGAGAAAGGCGGAAGGCAGGGAAAAAAGAGAAAACAUCGUGCCGUCUUUAUCGUCCGGGGCGUGGGUGCAGCGAACGCGAAUCCCUCGGACGAAACCGCUUUGCCGCGAGCAAACGACGAGCGGGAGCGAGGAAAAAGACGCGGAGAAAAAGAGAUGGUCGAGGACGGUACGGAUCCGUCGCGAGAAUCGAGUCGAGUAGCCUUUUCUUCUCUCGUCGGAACGUCUUGAGGAGGCCCGAGCAACGGUGUGGCAUCAUCGCGGGAAGUCGAGGAACGACGAGAGACGAGUAGUAGACGUUGCGCGUGCAACGGACGAGGAGGAGGAGAAGAAGAAAAAGGAAGAGAAGAAUAAGCAGAAGGGAGAAGAAGCGGACGAGGAGAAAGGAGAUCGAGAGAGCGGAGCGAUAUACGCGGAAGAGGAGAAACUUGGGAAAAGAAAGUUGGGAGCCGGGAAGGAUAUUAUUCGGCACGGCGAGCAGCGAUCGCCGCGGUGGUGGUCGUCGUCACGUGUAGCCGCGUGCGGGUGAAAACCGUGAGAGAGCGCGGACUCUGGAAAAGGAGCGAGACGAUUUCGCGGUCUCGAGCGGAAAGUAGCAGCGGAAAGUAGCAGCCAAAGACGGACACCGUGGGUCCGGCUAGCGGACGACGUUUACCUCUCUCUUUGUCCGUCGGCAGACUCGGCUGCGAGAUUUUUCCUUACGUCGAUCGAGCGUGGUGGUCGACGAGAAGAAGGAGGAGAAGGACGACGACGACAACGACGACGACGACAACGACGGCGAAGACGACGACGACGACGACAACGACAACGAUAACAACGACGAGAGCUCCGACGGUGGAUCGAGGAGGCGUUAUCAAGACCGGCCGCCGGAUAUCCUGGAGGACGAUGACGAUGGUGGUAAGAAGGAUCGCGAGCGGUAACCGGAGGACGAGUAGCACGAGAGGACUCGAUUGAAUCUCGAUCGAAACUCGAUCGAAUCCGCUCGAUUGGCGGCGAUCGUCGCCGCCAUCGCCGUCGUCUGUCGCCCCGUAGCCGGCGACCGUCGUCGGCGACCGACCGGGCGAGCCGUCGGUCCCGUCGUCGCGACGGUACCAGCGGAGAUCGCCUAUCGUUUUACCCUGCUAUACCGGUGUGACCAGUAGUAAUAUAAUAACACGCAGUGUACCAGUGAGUGUCGGUGCGAGCACGAGCGAGUGGCGCGGAAUCGCGCGGGAUCGCGCUAGCCUGCCGACGGCUCGCGCCUUCUCUCCGCGAAGCCGUCGGGGAGGGCGGACUGCUGUCUAGCUCGUCGUCGCUUUGCCAGCCAACGAAUCCACGCGAUUCCAUCGUCGUCGUGGUGGUCGUCGUGGUGGUCGUCGUCGUGGUCGUCGUCGUCGUUGUGGUUGUUCGAGUAGCGUCGCUGGCAGAGAACGACCGAGGAAACGACCGAGGUGCGUGGUGCGAGGGGAACCAAAGGUGAUCGUACCAUUUGCCUGGAGAAUAAUCGCGCAACGAUAAUCGACGAGGAUGCAGGUGGCAACGCUGUUUAGGGAGAGCGCCACCCUGCUGGGUGCCUCUAGCCUGGAUCCCCCGCAGACGCAUCAUCACCAGGCUAUGCAUCCUCAGCAGCAACAGCAGCAGCAACAACAACAGCAACAACUUCAACAACAUCCCGCGGACCUGCAUUUAGCUCAUCACAUGCAGCAUCACUACAAAUUAUCGUAUCCGUCGCCGGUGCAAAACGGAGGGCCGAACGUGACACCGAUGAAUUGCGGUUCUCAAGGAGUGAUGGUAAAGCAGGAAGCGAGGGAUGACGGUUACGAGACAAGUCCGGACCUCGAGAUGAGGAGCACCGGUGGUGACAGCAGUCAGCAGUACCACACGCCGCUGACACCGCACACACCGCACACACCACACACGCCGCACACACCCCUCACGCCGAUAUCGGCGACAGCGCAUCAACCCCAGCAACCUGGCUCGACCGCUUCCACCCUCGGACAGGUGGCGAUCAAGUGCGAGACCCCGGUGGACCCGUACUCGUUCGUCGACGAGGAAAUGUCGAUGGGCGGCAUAAGGACGGCGAACAGCCCGGUCGGCAAUCCGGAGAACAUGACGUGUCCGGCUGGAGGGCAAGCAGUCCUCGCUACGCCUACGUCCACACCGCCCGGCCCACUCUCCGGACCGCAACAUCUUCAGAUGAACCUCGGCGUGAUGAACGGCAACGUGAAUCCUCAGUUGGCGGCGCAUCAGCCAAAGAAGCGGGGCCGCAAGAGAAAAUCCGAAAUGAUUCUCACCCCGGAAGAGGCGGAACUGGCGGAGGCGAAGAAACGAGCAAAGACGUACAAAGAGAGGAAGAAGCACGACAGAUUCGACGGUAUGCCGGAAGAAGAGGUGAGCAAGCGGGUUCUACCGGAUCACCUGGCCAGCAACCUGGACAUUAUCAUAAUUGGAAUCAACCCGGGACUCUUCGCCGCUUACAAGGGCCAUCACUACGCCGGACCGGGAAACCAUUUCUGGAAGUGUUUGCACUUGAGCGGAUUGACACCCGAACCUUUGACGGCGGAUGACGACUACAAGCUCUUGCGCUUUGGUAUCGGUUUCACGAAUAUGGUGGCUCGCGCCACUAAAGGCAGUGCCGAUUUAACGAGGAAAGAAAUCAAAGAAGGCAGUCACAUUCUAUUGGAGAAAUUACGAAAAUACAAGCCGAAGAUCGCCGUGUUUAACGGCAAACUGAUAUACGAGGUAUUCUCCGGGAAGAAGGAGUUCGGAUUCGGUAGACAACCAAACCUGGUGGAGGGUACGAACACGUACAUGUGGGUAAUGCCAUCGAGUAGCGCGAGGUGCGCGCAACUACCGCGGGCGGCGGACAAGGUGCCAUAUUACGCGGCGCUGAAGAAGUUUCGCGAUUACUUGAACGGCACGAUCUCCCAUCUGGACGAGUCCGACAUAGUGUUCGCGGACUCGAAGCUGAAGAAGAAGGAACAGGAGGCGAUCGAGGAUAAGAAGCCGGCGUUUUGCGAGGAGCUGACGAACGAGGGAGACAGCAGGAUCGCGGAGGUGAACGGGACCGGGAUCAAGCAGGAGUCGAAUUCUCAGAUACCCGGGAAGAAAAAGAGGGGCAGGCCGAAGAAGAUCAAAAAUCCGGAGGAUCAACCGCCACCCGAUCCCGAGAAAUUAGACGCGAACGGCGAGGUGAUAAAGAAACGACGCGGACGACCGAAGAAGAUUCAUCAACAGCAGAAGCAACAGGAACGAGAGAUCAGAGAACGGGAACAGCAGCAGCAGCAGCAGCAACAGCAACAGCAGCAUCAAAGCAUGGCUCAUCUCGGAGACGCUUACGGGAGCGUGGUACCGAAUUGUUUCUCACCGCCCAAGACGUUCGCGCACAUGGCCCCGUAUCCGCAACCGAUCAACGAUUCCGGAUUCUACGGGCAAGGCAUCAACGACAGCCCUUACAGCAUAAACGCGAAACAGAGCCCGGUACACUUGCAGCAUUACAGCCAAAGCCCGAAAUCCAUGUCGCUCUCGUUUACUCAUUCCGAUCUGUCCUCGGAGAUCAAUACCGCGAUCUCUUCGGAGAACAAUCUCGAACCGUCGCCGUUGACAUCGCCGAGCGUCGAGCAUCCGGACUUUGAACCGCCCACCAGUAUCUCUCAGCAAAAUAUGAACAACGAUCAUCGCCAGUACAAUCCGGCCGGAAACGGCGAGAACACGGGUCAUCACGGUAGCCCGGGAACGCCGUCUCAUCCCAGUUACACCAGUUACAUGGGUUACCACGAGCAAACCUCCGAGCCCCAUAAUCCUCAUCCCCAUCAGACCACGCCGACACCGUUGAGCCAAACUACCGACGAACAUUCGCAUCAUUCCCAUCCGACUCCUCCGCACACGCAUCCCCACACGCCUACUCACGCCUCCAUGUCGCCUCACCACCAUCCGCACGAACAGUACGCCAUGAAACGGAACACCGGACAGGACGUAGCCUCGAAGAGUCUCAGCGACCUGGAAUCUCUAGUCGAUCAGAUACCGAGUAUAGCCGACGGCGGUAGUCAACGUCUUCAGCACUCGCAUCCCGGCAUCACCGACGAUGGAACACUCGCGGAGAAAAUGGAAGCGCAUCAUCAGUCUUACCUGUCAGGAUUUUCCGCAAUGUCCAAUGCCGGCAUGUCCAAUUACAGUCCUCCCUUGGCGCCCGCCGGUGCCAUCUAUCCGACCUCGUUGCACCAUUCUCCCAACGACGGUUACGCUUCUCUCUACGGCAUGAACGGACGGCAGCAUCAAGACUCGCAGCAGCAACAGCAGCAGCAGCAGCAACAGCAUCAACAGCAACAGCAGCAGCAACAACAGCAGCAGCAGCAACAGCAGCAACAACAGCAGCAUAGUAAAUCUUAUACCGUCGAAAAUCUAGCGUCUAGCAAUUACACGCCGAGCAUGAACCACGGACAUCCCGGUAACACCUAUCCGAAUAUAAUCCCAGGACCUCAUUAUCCCGUGCCGAUGGGAUCGACGAACGGGUACCUUUUCGGUGGCCUUGAGUCAAGCUUGAUGCAACGCACCUACGGGAUGAGCGGUAUGAGCGGUAUGGGGGGAAUGCACCCAUCCCUCGGCCAUAUGGCCAAUCCUUAUUCCUACAAUGGUUCGUACUCUAGUUCCUUCGACGCCUAUCCGGCCCCGCCGGCAGGGAUUCACGCGCCCAGCGCCAAUUAUCCCGGCGGUUACGCGAGCGUUGGUAGCGCGACGCCAGGUACUUCUACACCACCGUCUUACCUCCCUUCCCAUCACAGGCCGUCGGUCGACCUCGCUUACGACGGUGUAUGAUAAUCGAUGUAAAGCUAUUCCACGUACACACAUACGCGCAUAUACGCACGCUCGCACUCGCUCACACUUUGUCACACAAAUUCGCACACACCACUCGCACUCGCCUCUACACUGGCACACGUGCGCGUGUGCGCGUCGACACAAACACACAGACAUACACGAACACCCACGCGCGAACACGCACACACGCAGUUACCGACAAACACGAACCAACGGACGAACAAAUGGACGAAUGGACGGACGGACGGACGGACGGACGGAUGGACGGAUGGACGGAUGGACGGAUGGACGGACGGACGGACGGACGGACGGAUAAAAAGACAAACAAGCAGACGAUUCGAGCGCUACGUUUAUCUUUUCUACGUAUUUUUACACGUUUUAGGAUCCACGCGCCGGAACGAUCGUCUCUUUCUGGCGCCAUUUGCUACUGCAAUUUGCGCGCGCGUUUUCUUCCUCUUUCUCCUUUCACCGGUUUCUCCGUCGCUUCUUUCGCUUUCCUCGUCCUCGCGCACCACUCUCACCUGCAAUCUCCCGCGGGAUCCUCCCUUCCGAUUUUCCCUGCUUUUUCUUCCCUCGUCCGUCUCGAUUAACGAUUAUGCCGCGAGUAGGAACGAGCGCAGCGAGAUGCGCCGCUGCACCAAAGGAAAACGCGUGGAAAGGGAAAAGAAAAAAGGAUAAACAGGGCGAAAGGGGAAAGGACCGUUUGUCGCACGCGCUACGCAAUCAGGCUGUCGCAUUAUGUAAACGCGUUAAUAGGGUUUCGAAAGUGGCGUGCUCGUCGAGAUGCUAUUCGUCUGUUUUUCCGCAGUGAUCGCGCGCAUCGACCGUCGAUAAUGGGAGAAGUCGAAUGUUCGAGUUUCGCUCUUUUCCACCGAUUUUUGCAACGUUACUGUUACGCUUUCGUUAUUGUUGAGGGAAAAAAAAAAAACAAAAAAUUAUUCCGCCUGUUUCGCUUAACCGGCGAGCAUACGCGAGCAUCUGUUGCUGUUUCAACGAAUCGGUACAUGCAUUUUUCACCGAACGUCACUCGUUACUACUUUGAAAAUUUCCCGCAUACGCGUACCGUAUAGUUCUUGUUAUUUUAUCCUUUUUCCGUUUCUUGCGUUGUACGAGAGAGAGAGAGAGAGAGAGAGAGAGAGAGAGAGAGAGAGAGAGAGAGAGAGGG
Eufriesea mexicana is the source of this 6346-nucleotide messenger RNA. It is a transcript of the gene Tdg, whose product is annotated as Thymine DNA glycosylase. Gene Ontology annotation, molecular function: DNA binding; uracil DNA N-glycosylase activity; pyrimidine-specific mismatch base pair DNA N-glycosylase activity. NCBI's taxonomy places the organism in Eukaryota, Metazoa, Arthropoda, Insecta, Hymenoptera, Apidae. The coding region runs from base 1894 to 5181 and encodes 1095 amino acids. Gene Ontology annotation, biological process: base-excision repair, AP site formation. The record is from RefSeq and is a predicted model, not a curated record. The transcript has 9 exons. Gene Ontology annotation, cellular component: nucleus.